Molecule: messenger RNA, 11855 nt
Organism: Stomoxys calcitrans (stable fly)
Lineage: Eukaryota; Metazoa; Arthropoda; Insecta; Diptera; Muscidae
Gene: Cda5
Product: mucin-2
Exons: 15
Coding region: 521-9724 (3067 amino acids)
Biological process (GO): carbohydrate metabolic process
Cellular component (GO): extracellular region
Molecular function (GO): hydrolase activity, acting on carbon-nitrogen (but not peptide) bonds; chitin binding
Source: RefSeq, a predicted model, not a curated record
AUUUUUGAAAAUUUAUUUGGGCGUUAAUCAAUCAUAGCUAUAAAAGUCAUUAUAAAGAAAAGAAAAAACAAAAACACAAAAAAAAUAAAAAAAAUGUGUUUGCAAAUUUAAACUUAAAUAUUUAAACAAAAUUAUUUUUUUUUAAGUAAAAAAAAAAAAACAAACAACCAUAUCCGUUUCGCAGCAAAAAUAAAGUGUUUUUGUUUUAAUUUUACUUUUAAAAACCGUUGCCUGUCUCUCGCUUUGCAGUUGAGCAGAAAAAGCUGAGAAGAAGAAAAAGAAGUAGAAAAUAUAUACGGGCUUUCAUAACCGCUGUAAUUUGAUCACAUUACAAAAUCAUUCAUAAUUAUAACAAUUGUAGCUACUGUUGUUAAAAACAAAAAAAAAGCAAAACAAAACAAAACCUGAUACAAUACCAUUAAAAAAAAAAAAAAACAUAACAAAACUCAACGACAUUUAAACCUCUACGACAACCAACCAUCAGAGACUUGACAUAUCGACAUCAAGAAAUUCCGGCAAAAUGGGUUUCAUGAAACAUCUUUACUGUCUACUGUGGCUGUUUGGAAUAUUCUGUUUAAUUCAAAAUUCAGUUGCACAAAGUAAACGCUCAUCACGCAUUACCAGCUCACGCACUAGCUUUGGCACCAAUGUCAAAAGCUCUUCGUCCAGCUCAUCCUCAUCCAAUGGGGUCAAUUUCGAUUGUCCCGAAGAAUUUGGUUACUAUCCCCAUCCCACAGAUUGCACUCAGUACUAUGUGUGCGUUUUUGGUGGAGCUUUACUUGAAAGCUGCACUGGUGGCUUGAUGUACUCACAUGAGCUGCAAACCUGUGAUUGGCCUCGCAAUGUGGGCUGUGAAGUGGUCGAUAGUGGAGAUCGUGAUGUUCUGGUCAGCAGUAAGCAGCAAGUUCAACAACAGCAGCAACAACAUGUGCCCAGUCGCAUAAGAUUUGGUUCAUCCUUUACCAGUCCCCAGGCACAGAGUCAACAGCAGCCACAACAACAACAACAACAUGUUGUAAAGGCUACAGUACCGCCACAGUAUCAUCGUCAGCCACCUCAAGUGAUACAGGCUCAGGUGCAGACCUUACCCUCACCAUCUCAGUUGAAGGUCUCCUCCAAUCCUGUGCACUCGUCCAGAGGUCAGCCGAAACAUUUACUAGAGGCUCAAGAGGAAAUCGCUAAGCUUUAUGCCGAUGCCCAUGAUAGCCUACCCCCAGUGGAAGAAGAAGAAUCUGAUCGUCAGCAACGUGUCUAUCGCGGCCAACCAAGCACUGUGAGUCAAGUGCAAAAGGAUCGCGAUGGUAUUUUGCAUCAGGCCAGCAUUAAUGCUAUACCCAGUAAUGACAAAUACAGCUCCUAUAGUUUUGGCACCCAAUACAGGACUUAUGACUUAGACCUUGACUGGCUUAACAAUGUACUGGAACAAGCCGAACAUGAUGACUAUACGCAUGUGGUAGACCCCAAAGAUCUUGACCUCAAUGUUCACCACCGACGUACCAAACGUGCUACCGAUGUACAAACUGAGCAACGCACAUCACACAAUGUAGGUGCAGCCCAAGAGCCAAACUCCAAAGUGAUGGAGCAAAUUGUCAGAGAGGAAGGAAAGGAAACGGAAAAUACAAAAUUCUCUGCAAAGUUUUCCUCGCCUACUGAGGAGCAGGAAACUUUAAAGGAAAUUGAUUUGUUGGUGGAGGAGUUGUAUGGUGCGGAAUAUAAAACAAAAUCAACAGAUGCUUUAAUGGAUUUGGUGACCACCAAGGUGGCCCAAGAUAUGGAAAAUAACAAAAAGCUAUUGGAACAAAAAGAAAAAGAGGCUAAAUUGGUAAAUUUGGAAAAUUCAUCAACAGAAAUAUCGCAGAGUAUACCCUUGGAUGCUGCAGCCUUGGAGGCAUUUGCCAAAUAUGAGAAGCUGAAGAAGGAUAUGGAAGAAAUUUCAGAAAACACCCGUAAAGCUGAGUUAGAAAGCUCCAGCACCGAGGCCUUUACCACAUCAUCUUCCCAUAGUCCAACUACUACGGAAACUUCCAGCACUGAAAUUCAGCCUAGACUAGACUCUGAAAUGGCCAUAGAGGAGACAGCAAGUGUUACCCCUGGGUCUGCACUAAGCGAUGGUGAAAUUCGUACUGAAGUUAUUAUCCGUACCCCCGAGGAAGAGGAAAUGGAGUAUGUGGAUACCAAUGACAAUGCCGUGGCUGAGUCUGGCGUGCGUACCAUACGUCAGUUGAGACCUUAUCAAUCGCCACGCCCAAGAUCUAGGGCUCACUGGUCAAAUGCAGCUCCACAAACUUUGCCUCACAAUUAUCGUUCUAUUGAUGCCAAUCCCUAUCAGCAGCAACCACAUUAUCAACACCAGGCCUUGGCUGGUGGAGCUUAUUCUUUAGGUGUCGUUAAUCCCUAUCUAUCACCACCUUCAACACCCAGCUAUGCUCCCUUGAACUCUUUAAACUCCUUGAACCCAGCCUACAAGCCCAACUAUCAAGUCUUAGGCCAACAAUCACAAAGCUACAAACAAAAACCCAAGGUGGUAUAUACAGGCUAUAAUUUGUCUUUACCUCCUCCACCACCUUCACCGCAUUCCUCUUCUUCAGCCUUAAAAGGAAGUCAUACAGAAAACGAGUUUCGCCCCAUAAUGGGUAAUUAUUAUAGCACUUCAGCAACCUCCAGCCCCAGCACCACGGCGAGGCCCUUGAAUUAUUUAGGCCAACCCGAUUUAUUGCCCUACAUUCUACAAUCUCUCAAAGAGCUUAAGGAGCAACGUAAGAAAUUACAAAGCAUGAAUUUCAGCUACUUCCAUUUGGAUAAUCAGCCUUUGAAUGAGAGAACCACCCAGCCACCAACAUUCAGCGAUUAUAAAACUUCCACGCUCAAAGUAACACCCAACUCUCAUUUCUCCCAAAUCAGCACUGUGGGGGGUUUUUACAACAACAAACACUUACCCUCUUCGCAGCCCCCUCAACAGAGCUAUCAAACCAAGUUUCCCCCAGCCAGCAACUAUGGCACUGAGCAAGGAUUUAGCACUGAGAGCAACUAUUUCCAAUACAAUCUGCUGGCCAAUCAAAAGAUGAAGAAUUUCUAUAGCACUUUGAAGCCACAGACGAACUACGAAAUCUCCACCUUGGCCCCUGUCACCUCAAAUAUCAAUGUGAUAAAUCCUCCCAAAUUGGGGCAAUUUCCAGGCUUUGAUCAGUUUGUAACGGGCAUUACAUAUGCCAAUAGCUCAUCAUCAUCAUCCCAGCCGGAAUCAUAUCAAACCUUCAGCAAUCCCUUGACGCCAACUACUGUCACUCCACUCAGUAUAACUUCGAGCUUAAAGCCUCCCAUCAAAUUGCAAUUCAAUUUGCCGGAAUUUAUUUCAAAUCUACAAACCCAAGAUAUGGCCCACCUAAAUCCUGCCGUGGUAGAUAUGCUGAAAUAUGUCAAAGAAGUUCAUAGGGAUAGGCCAACUUCAAUACCUACGACAUAUAAACCGACAGUAACUCCCCAAUUUAUUACCAGCACCACUGGCAAGCGGCCCAUAAAGGGUUAUGAAUCCUAUUUGAAUAGCUUGAAAAGCUCUACCGUCAGCAGCAGCCACAGUAGUACCACAGAGUACUAUGACGAGGAGUAUGAAGAAGAGGAGGAAGAUGAAAGUGAAACUGAUGUUCAACCACCGCCAAAAAUGCCAGCCUAUGUACCCAUGACCGAGACCAUGGCUCCGCCUAGGCAACAAAUGUUGCUGCCCUCAAAACCCACAGAAAAUCCUUUGAAAUCAGCCACUCUAUAUGAUACUGGUUUCAUGCAGGCCACCACCACACGGCGGCCCUUCUUUGGAAAUUUCUAUCAACAUCCCACACAAAUUCAGGCCAAUCAAAUACCAGCUUUUAUAAACUUCCCCAGCGAUUAUUUCCAGGAGAUCAAGGAAAAGUUACCAGGCCUUAAGACACAAUACAAUUCUGAUGUUCCUUCCUCCAUGCACAGCAACAGCAAACCGGCAACAAGCUCAACCUCGACCAGCACAUCGACAACGACCUCGACAACUACCACCACUACUACUACCCCCAGACCUAUAAUCUCAACCACCACCAUGACUAUACCAAAAAUGCGCUAUACCAUACGACCAAAUCGUAAUCGCGGACAAAAUAAAUGGAAUACCAACAUAAACACCACCGUUAGUAGUAACAGCAAAAGUGCCCCCAACACAUUGAACUUAGACAUUAAGGAAAGACCCCUAGGUAUUAGAAAACGUCCCCUACAAUUGGCCUCUUCUAGUAUGGCCUUAAAUGGCGGAAUCGGCAGCAAUCAUUUGAAUACCAAUCUCAAGGACUUGAACGCACCCAACAGAUUUUUUGUUUUUAAUUGCUGUGAAUAUGUUACUGGAUUUAUGUACCGAGAUGUACCCCCGCCCCAAAAACAAACUCCAACUAUCGAACAAGAUAAUGCCUACGACCAACCCACCAGACCGCCAUCAAGGAACGAACAAGUGGCGAUUAAGACAUUGGGUAGCAAUCGCGGCGGCAGUGGUGCCUCAUCCACGGUGCGGACGGUGUUAAUCAAUGAUGAGCGCAACUAUUACAGUACCUUGACCACACCUAGGCCACCACAGAUAGAAGCUCCUGGCAAUGAUGAUGAAUAUGUCUAUGAGACGGAAUAUGUUGAUGGGCCCGAUUAUUAUUACAGCGAAAAGGCAGCCCCUCCAGCGGCGCCAACAGCUGCACCAACCUAUGCCCCAUUGGUGAAGAUAAAUAAUAAUGGCAAUUAUAAAGAAGACAAGCUUCAUUCGAAUGCACCACCACAAAUCAAUGAUCAUGAGGGAGUGCAUCAAAACACGAUAAACAACUUAAGGCCCGAGGUAACAUUGGCCACCACUAGAAGUACAGCUCCCAGUACCACAGUACGUAGCCCAUUAACAAGCAGUACAGUAGCAACGACAACGUCCACUACUACAUCCACAACUACGAUUAGGACCACAGCAAGCUCGACUAUAGCCACCACCAAUCCAACGACCACCACAACACCCAGGCCUACGACCCCAUUAAGUAAAACUACAAGUCCAUACACCUCAUCCACCACGACCACCACCACAACAAAAUCAAGAUCCAAAACGCAUGUCAAUCAAAAAUUACAGCUCCAACAACAUGAACCACCACAGCAACAACCAGAACAAGAACAACAAAAGUCACAAUUGUAUCCAAAACAUAAUAGUAGGCCGGAGAGCAAACAUGUUAGGCCGUUGAGUGCGCAGAGCUCAACAUCCACCACUACCACCACCACCACAUCCUCUACCCCUCGUCCCAAAACAUUUCCCAUAACCUCUCCCCUGCCCACAGGCCCUGAAACCUCCUACCAUAACUCUGUCCCCCAAAAACUCUCACAAACAAAUUUCCCCCACGAUGUAGAAACCGUUUAUGGAGAAAGUCAAAAUGUCCAUGUACAAAGUGCUGCACCGCCUAAAAACUAUGACACCCAACGUGGUGAAUAUCAAGCCUUGAACUAUGCCACAAGGUCACAAAGCAAUGACAAAAACUCUGCCAACAAUGAGUUUCGAGCCAAAAGCUAUGACAUCUAUGGCGGUGGAGUGAAAAGUAAUGAAUUCGUAGAUGAGAAUUCCAAAAAUGGUGCCAAUAAAAAACAUAUCAAAAGUUUUGUUAUAUCCGAUUUGUCACCGCAAAGCUUUAAGGCCAAACCCACCGACGAGGUGAAUAAGGAAAAUCGCAAAACGGAAGAGCCAAAGGAAGUUCUAAAAGGUGCUAGUUCCAGUACAACGACCACAACAACCAGAUAUCCAAGCUUAAAUGCAGCAAAUGCUGCUCCACAGCCCAAACCAUUCGAAUAUAAACUGCAGACGGGUGCCAAUGGUUUCACACUCAGAGCCCAGCAUAUAGAGUUUCCAGUGGAGUCAUAUACGCCAUUGUUUGAAAGGAAACCUGUGACACAGUAUUUCACCACACCUCAUCCCAGCACCCUAAGUAGCAGCAGUCCAUUUACAACAACAAGCUCAACUACAGAGUUACCCACUACCAGGCCAACGUCAACGAGUACAAGUACAACCACGACCACCACCACCACAACGCAAAGAACUACUCCCAAAUCAGUGGAGAAUAAAAUUUUGCAAGCUACCUAUAACGAAGAGGAAAUUGAGGUCACCACAUAUGCGCCACCCUUGAGAACAUGGCGUCAUGGAAGACCUACUAUACAAAGUACAACAUCAACAACUACUUUAACACCCUAUAGGCAACCAUUUAGUGACUACACAUACCGAGGACAAACGGAGUCAAGUAAAUUGCAAUCGCUGGCCAAUGAAUAUUUGCCACGUUCGACCUCAAGUAGUACCAGCACCAGCACUACUUCAACCACAACCACUACAACGACAACUCCCAAGAGUACCACCAGCACCACAACGCCAAGGCCCACAACAACCUCCACCACCACCACCACAACUACCACCACACCGGCUCCUACAACCACUUCGGCUGCCACACCUUCUUCUUCGUCUUCCACCGCUUGGGCUGUCCAGACUUACACUUCGCGGGCUUCCACCUUCAAGGAUAGCCUACAAAAAACCACCAUUGCCACAAAUAUACGCUAUGUCUCUCCUUACAAAAGUCUAGAGGUCAUACUGCAGAAAGAUGAAAAAUCUGCCUAUACAAAUGUGAGACCUUCGAGUAAAACGAAAUUCUCAACACCCAGUUCAACGGUGCAUCCAUUUUUGCAAACUACCGCCAAACCCUUAAGAAGUUAUUUCUUGAUAACCUCACCUCCACGUAACCUCAAUGAGUCCUUGUUUGCCACCAUGGCUUCAAAUAUCAGAAAUUUCAGCGUAAGUGAUGCCAUAAUAGGAAGUCCAGGGGGCUCGUCAAAUAGUCGCAGGCCCUCAGUCACAACAACAGAGGUGCUCUCUACCAGCACCACCACCACAGAGAGAACCACACCCACCACAAUGUCCACAUUAAUAUCAACCUCACCUCUAAGGUUUGGUGCGGACAAACCAAGAUCUCGAGGUCGCUCUCGCUAUACGGUGGCCACAGCCAACAAUUUGCUGGAUGUGGAUGAAGCUCCAACUACCUAUUCGCCCAGAAAUCGUUUCAGGCCCUCGAAUUUUGAAAAUGAAGCCACCACAAGUUCACCGGCCACCACAGGCUAUGCGGGUAGAAGAAAACUCCAAAGAGCAAGAGUAACUGCAUUUAAAAGUCAAAAACCACCUCAAGACAAAUAUCAAAAUCUCAAAACGCCAGAGGAAACCCCCAAGGCUGAGGCCUUAGUUGCUGGCCCCUUGGAACACAAUCAAGGCAACAGCAUUGAAGGUGCGGUUAAAAAUGCUGGCGAAAACGCCGAAGAUGUUACCGAAAGACCUCUCAAAUAUUAUUACUCCAAUAAAUAUCGCCAGCAGACUGGUGAACACAAUCUGGCCGAUGGCUUACAAAAUGCCGGCUAUAUAACCUCCACCUCUAAAAGCAAUUCUUUAAAAGCCUCUUCUGUGUUGGAGCAGUUAAAGCUCUUCCUCAGUGGUGACAGUGAAGAGGAUAGUGAAAGUAGCUCACCCCAAUUUGUCAAUGGGGAUUUUCGGGAACCCGAAAUAAAGGCAGCGGUAGAAGAGAUCAAAAAUCUAUAUGCCUCAACGACGGGACAGCGACAGACGUCUACAUCAACGACGACUACAACGACAACGACGACUACUACACUGAGACCUACCACUGCAGCCAGACCAACAACAUUAGCUUACACUAGCCAUAAUCCAAACACUAAACGUGACCAAGAACAACAAAAACAACAACAACAACAGCCAACACACUACACAACCACAGAACCCUCUAGCCCCAGCACUACUCAGACACCCUACCCUUCGGCCCAGUUUAGAUUAACACCAACAAAAACCUCUGCAACAGCCACAACGCCUAAAUACUAUCCCAAAUUUCCAUCCCCAACCUUUAGUGUUCAGUCCUCGCCACCCACUACUACUACUACUACUAGCACCACCACCACCACCAAAACUACCACUACAACAUCAACCUCUACCAAUUCCAACUCAAUCACUACCAACAACAACAACAACAACAAGUCCAGCCAUAACCAGCCAUCACAGUCACCAGCUUAUACAGCCAACCAGGCUAAGACAACAGGCCCCAAUGGCUCAGGAUCGGGCGCCAAACAUCACUCCUCUUCCUCCACCUCCACCUUGGCUAGUGCAACGGCUGUCCUACCACCUGCUCGUGUCUCGCGAGUCAAUAGUGCUCUGAAAUCAUCCAUCGCUGCAGCUGCCACUGCCAUACCCUCCUCGCUGAAUGCUAAUAACAAUGCGGCUAGCGGUUCGCCUCAGAGAACUGGCCACAAUAACAAAUUCUCCCUGGGUUCGGCUGUAAAAUGUUCCGAUACAACCUCCAAUGCCAAAUGCAACGAAAUUCCCUCGAGAAUUAAUUCGAACAGCAACAGGAAUCGUGGUAGUUCAUCAUCAUCCAAUUAUAAUCAAGGAGGAGAUCUUGGAACAGCGCCUGUAACCAGCAAUCGUGGAACACAUCCACCACGCACCCGCCCCACAUUGAAACCUUCAGGAACCAUUGUUAGCAAGGCCCAAGAGUUUAUUGACAUUUAUCGCUAUCCCCCAUCACGUCCAGAGCCCCUAUACCCUCAACCUACGCCCGACAAGACAGCUGCCAAGUGUCGCAAGGAUGUAUGCCUAUUGCCAGAUUGCUAUUGUGGCGGUAGAGAUAUACCCGGAGAUCUAAAAGUAAAUGAAGUACCUCAAAUCGUUUUGAUGACAUUCGACGAUGCUGUCUCCACAUUGAACAUUGAUCUCUACGAAGAACUCUUUAACAAUGACACACGUAAAAAUCCCAAUGGUUGUCCCAUAAGAGGUACAUUUUAUGUGUCACACGAAUGGACCGAUUAUGGCAUGGUUCAAGAUUUGUAUGCCGAUGGCCAUGAAAUGGCUUCGCAUACUGUUUCCCACAGUUUUGGUGAACAAUUUUCCCAAAAGAAAUGGACCCGCGAAGUAGCUGGCCAACGUGAAAUCCUCUCAGCCUAUGGUGGUGUCAAACUUUCCGAUGUUAGAGGCAUGCGUGCUCCUUUCCUUUCAGUUGGUGGCAAUAAAAUGUUCAAAAUGUUAUACGACUCGAAUUUCACUUACGAUUCUUCAAUGCCUGUCUAUGAAAAUCGUCCACCCUCAUGGCCCUAUACGUUGGACUAUAAAAUAUUCCACGAUUGUAUGAUUCCUCCUUGUCCGACCAAGAGUUAUCCUGGCGUAUGGCAAGUACCUAUGGUUAUGUGGCAAGAUUUGAAUGGUGGACGUUGUUCCAUGGGUGAUGCUUGUGCCAAUCCCUCUGAUGCUGAAGGUGUAACCAAAAUGAUAAUGAAGAAUUUCGAAAGGCAUUAUACAUCGAACAGAGCUCCUUUCGGUCUAUUCUAUCAUGCUGCUUGGUUCACACAACCUCAUCAUAAAGAAGGUUUCAUCAAAUUCUUGGAUGCUAUCAAUGCCAUGCCUGAUGUUUGGAUUGUCACAAACUGGCAGGCUUUGCAAUGGGUCAGAGAUCCAACACCUUUGUCAAGAAUCAAUUCAUUCCAGCCAUUCCAAUGUGAUUUUUCGGAUCGUCCUAAACGUUGCAACAAUCCUAAGGUGUGUAAUCUGUGGCACAAAUCCGGUGUGCGUUACAUGAAAACGUGCCAGCCAUGUCCCGACAUUUAUCCAUGGACUGGAAAAACGGGUAUACGAUCAUCGCGCAUUGACAAUGACAUUGAAGAUUCGACAGCGUAAAUUUCCAGACAACCAAGCAAAAACUCCUAGAAUAACGCAAGCUAAGAACGAACAAAACAAAACAUCAUAACAAAAAAUUUAUUCAUUGGGAAAAAUAAGCUAAAUUAGUUGGAACUAUUGAAUUGAAUCUAAAUCCCACAGAGAAAAGAGGCACAAAAAUAUAUGAAGAAAAAACAAUAUCCUUUAUCCCACUCCCCCACACAUAAAAAAGAAAGAAACAAACAUAUUCACUCGUUUUCUAUAUGCAUAUAUAUAUAAAAUUUCAUGAGAUCAUCUUCAAUAUUUUUGGCAUUUUAAACAAAACUUAAUGUUUCUAUGAGGCAAAACAAGUAGAAGAACAGACCACAUCGAUGCAACACUCAACUUAAUACUCUCUUUUGAUAUGUAUAAGGCAAUAUUAAGUUAGGCAAGCAAACAUUUAUCUACAACAACAAAAACAAAACAAUUUUAAUUAGUUAAGAAAUUUUUCGUUAGUAAAAUUUUCAUUGUAACUAAGAAGAAACAAAAAUCAGAGAAGAAGCAGAAGUGUAACCGAUUUUAUUAUGAGUUUGAUAUGUUUUCUUUUUGAUUUAUUUUGUUGAAAAAACAAGAAAAUUAUUUAUUUAAAUAUUUUGGUGUUUUUUCUUAUUUUUUCUUAAUUUUAAACAAAAUUAUUUAUUCAAAAUUUGUUAUUUUAUAUUAUUCUAGUAGUUAAAUGAGUUCAUAAUAUUAAAUUUAAAGAAGGAAAAAAAAAACAAAAUUGUAUUUUUUAAGUAUUGUAUUUUGUAGUUUUAAUGUUUUUGUCGUUCUCCCAUUUACUUAGCAGAGGCAUUACUGCCCUCCUCUAUAAAGGGAAAGCAUCAAAAAUAUGGCCACAUUAAAGCGCAAUAUUAGUAUUAAACAAAAAUAAUAUUUUUUUGUUACAAAACAAAACAAAAACAAAACAACAAAUCAAUCAAAAAUUUAGACAAAAUUCAUCUGCACAAUUAUUGUAAUAUACUGCAAACAUUUUUGUUUUUUAAAUUUAAAAUUUUGUUAUACAAUUGUAUUAUAAUAAAUUUUAUUAAGAAUAAAAAAAAAACAAAACAAUAAUAAUAUAAAUAAAAUUAAUUUUGUAUGUCUAAGUUUGUCAUAAAACAUAUACAUAGUAUAGAAUAUGUGAUAAAAGUGAGAAAACCCAUCCUCUAAAAGAAAACAAUCAAUAAUAAAUAACAUAGGUUUAUACAAUACAUCAAAGCACUUUAAAAUUUCCCAUGGUAUAUAAUAAUUACCUUUUUUUCUGUUUUUUUUUAACCAAUUUUCCUCUUAAAAUAUUCAAUAAACUACAUAAGGAUUUCCUAGGACUAUGGCUUUUACAAAUUCCAAAAAAUUGAAUUCGAAAACUAUACGCUUUCAGUUUAAAAUUUAUGAACAAUGUUCUUAAAAUCAAACGCUGAAAACAAAAGUGGUAAAGUAAUACUGAAAAAUAAAAUAAAACAAAUUCGAUCGCUGUAUUCCUUCCACCCUGAAUCUAAAUUCCGCGGUACGACUUCCUAAAAAGUCGCCUAACAUUUGCUACUUAAAAUAGAAUCUUGUGGCUUUCCGACCCAUCUCCAUUUUUUAUUUGUUUAACAAUUGAUUCUUCUUUAGAGCGCAUAACAAGCCGAUUACUGGCUUAGGUGUAUGUCCAUAGUAGCAUGGAGCAGAUUAAUAUCUGCACCCUCUUUUCAACCCAACCUAACCUAGUAUUGAUGUAGGGUUUGUCAUCAACCUUUUGUUGUUAAAGCCACAUUUUCAUGUCCUCAUCAAGCUCUUAUAGGUGAGCAAGCUCAUUCCGGUUUAUAAGACCGAUCGCCGCAUGAGAACAUGAUGGCCAUUGGUUAUUUGACGGCGCCAAUAAAUCGCCUUGUCAAAUCGAGCAUCAUAGGCACUCAAUAUUUAAGCAAGAUCCGGUGCGGCCCAGCCUCUCUCUGAGACUCUCCGCUCGAUUCCGAUGAUUGUCCGCGACUGGCAUUGCAGCUACUCCGUAUGGAGCAUUCCACUAUCCGCAACCUGUGGACGUCCCCGGUAGCUACUAGCUAAGCAAUGGUACACCACACUGACGGAACUCACUGCUCCAGCCUGUCUGAUGCUCACAGCUAUAAGUCCCAGGACCUAUCAACUAUAAACCAUC